GAUGACUUUGACAAGGUGCGCUGCUGAGAUACGACAUUGUUAUUGUGAAAGUAUUAUUAUUUGUAGCGGCUUAACGGAUAUUUUCUUAUAAUUACCUACUCAUGGAAAUGGGUUAUAAGCGUAUUAGUGUGUACAACUGAAAACAACUGCUCCAAAUAUCACCAGAAUUCAAACAUAACCUAAAAAACAGUGAGAAGUAAAAUGUUUUUAACAAUAAUAUAUUUUGUAAUUGUAUUUUUGAUUACUUACAAGAUUUAUCAGAAAAUAACGCUCAAAAAGUUUAUCUCGGACAUAACAAUACCUAAUAAGUUAGUGAUUGUGACCGGUGCCAACACUGGCAUUGGCUAUGAGACCGCCAAGGAACUAUCCCGGCGAGGUGCGAAAGUCAUCCUCGCAUGCCGAGAUAUCAAUAAGGCCCAAAAAGCUGCAAGGGAAAUAGAAGCAUUUACGGGAAACAAUGUUAUAGCUAAAUAUUUGGACUUGGCGUCAUUCAAAUCGGUUACUGAAUUCGCGAAAGAUAUAAUUGAAACAGAAAGAAGAGUGGAUAUUUUAAUUAACAACGCUGGUACUGGCGUUCUAGAUAAUUCUUUGACUGAAGACAACUUGCCAGUUGAGGCUCAGGUCAACCAUUUCGGGCCAUUCUUACUGACCAUGUUGCUGCUACCAGCGAUGAAGGAAUCGAAACCUAAAGCUCGAAUUAUUAACGUAUCGUCACUAAUGCAUAAGUUCGGGACAGUUGAGGAUUUAGAUAAGCAAGCUAAAACGUUUUUUGGGCGUAGAAGAGUGUAUGCAAAUACGAAACUAGCGAAUGUACUGUUUACAAAACGAUUGGCGGAGGAGGUGCGACGGAACAACGUGAUUGUGAACUGUUUGCACCCUGGAGCAGUGAACACAGAUAUAUUUCGGAAUCAGCCGAGGAUAGUCCGAUUCCUGCUGAAGCUACUCUUCUUAACGCCGGAAGAGGGGGCACAGACUUCAAUAUUUCUAGCUGUCUCAGAUUACUUCGACGAGAGAAUAAUGACUGGAAAGUACUUUUCGAACUGCACUGAAGAAAGUCCCUCCGAUAGAGCUUUAGAUCGCGAAGCCGCUCAGAAAUUGUGGGAUUUAUCAAUGAAGAUAUGUUUUAAAGAUGCUAAUUUGGAAGAGGUUACUAAGAUUGCGAAGUAAAGUGUCCAAAUACAUAUCUAUCAUUAGUCGCAUUGUAAAUAAGAUGUAAAUAUUACAGACUUACCAAUUUGAGAUUUUGUAUAUACUUAGAUACUGCAUAGUAACGUAAAUUAAAAUUAGGGUUGUAAUUCUAACAAAUAACUAGUCCAUUCCAAGUUGAACUGAAGACUGCCAUUGUAGUAGCGGAAUAUACCAUUUAUACCAAAAACUAACGUAAAUAAUUAUAAUUAUGUAUUUAUGAAAAGCCAUUUAUUUAUUUCGUGUGAAGACGUAAAUAAAGUUUACAUUAAUUA
This is a messenger RNA of Spodoptera frugiperda (fall armyworm), 1460 nucleotides long. Its product is annotated as retinol dehydrogenase 11. The transcript has a single exon. The record is from RefSeq and is a predicted model, not a curated record. Lineage: Eukaryota; Metazoa; Arthropoda; Insecta; Lepidoptera; Noctuidae. Bases 202 to 1167 code for a protein of 321 amino acids.